This is a messenger RNA of Eutrema salsugineum, 2091 nucleotides long. RefSeq names its product putative L-type lectin-domain containing receptor kinase II.2. The transcript has a single exon. Bases 4 to 2091 code for a protein of 695 amino acids. NCBI's taxonomy places the organism in Eukaryota, Viridiplantae, Streptophyta, Magnoliopsida, Brassicales, Brassicaceae. Gene Ontology annotation, molecular function: carbohydrate binding; protein kinase activity; ATP binding. Gene Ontology annotation, cellular component: plasma membrane. Gene Ontology annotation, biological process: protein phosphorylation. The record is from RefSeq and is a predicted model, not a curated record.
UAGAUGGCUAGAGUUGUAGGAUCAACAGGUUUCUGGAUAAUAAUUUCUAUCCAUGUCAUGUAUUUGGUGUUAGCUCAAGAUGGGGAUCAAUUCGUGCACUAUGACUUCAGGGAAGCAGGCCUGCAUCUUGAUGGAAUGGCAAAUACAAACGAUGGUCCAUUGCAUCUUACAAAUGAUACAGCAAAGAGCACAGGUCAUGCUUUCCACAAAGGUCCCAUGAAGUUCACAGGGUCGUCUUCGAGUUCAAAUUCAUUUUCAACAGAAUUUGUCUUUGCAAUCUUUCCACUGCAAAGCCCCCCUCGCUACGGUCAAGGUAUGGCUUUUGUGGUAGCUCCUACCACAGACCUUAUGAUGAACAACUCCGCAACUUCAUAUUUAGGACUUUUCAACAGAACAAAUGAUAACAAAACUGAAAACCAUAUCCUGGCUGUAGAGCUUGACACUAAUGACAGCUCUGAACAAGCUGACAAAAGCGCAAACCAUGUGGCGAUUAAUAUUAAUAGUAUAGUCUCGGUAGAACAUGCCGAUGCUAGUUACUUUAAUGAUACAGAGAAGAAGAACAAAACCCUGCUGCUUGCUAGUGAAAAAAGUAUUCUGAUGUGGAUAGAUUAUGAUGGAGUAGAGCAACUACUAAAUGUAACGUUAGCUCCAGUACCAACUCCAAAGCCAGUUUCACGUCUCUUGUCAAGAUCCAUCAAACCAAGUGUGCCUCUCUUGUCAAGAUCCAUCAAUAUCUCAGAAAUUUUCAAUGAGACGAUGUUUGUAGGCUUCUCUGGUUCCACAGGCUCAGUCAAAAGUGACCAGUAUAUCCUUGGAUGGAGUUUCAAGAAAGGUGGAAAAGCAGAGAGCCUUGACUUGUCAAGGAUUUCUGAUCCCCCUGAUCGACCUACACCACCAUCCUCUCCACCACCACCACCACCUUCGCCAGUAGCAGAGUCUGGAGACACUAAUAAGUUAAGUCUAAUUCUAGGUACUACUAUACCGUCAGUUGCAUUUCUGUUGAUGCUGGGAGGAAUUUUGUAUCUAUACAAGAGAAGGAAGUACGCAGAGGUGCUUGAACAAUGGGAACAAGAAUAUAUCCCACAAAGGUAUUCCUUUAAGAACCUCUACAAAGCAACCAAGGGUUUCAGGGAGAAUCAGCUACUUGGCGCAGGAGGUUUUGGAAAAGUAUAUAAAGGAGAACUUCCUUCUGGUGUUCAGAUUGCUGUUAAGAGAGUCUACCAUGAUGCAGAGCAAGGAAUGAAACAGUAUGUGGCAGAGAUCGCUAGUAUGGGAAGGCUAAGGCACAAGAACUUGGUGCAGCUUCUUGGUUACUGCAGAAGGAAAGGUGAAUUGCUUUUGGUCUAUGACUACAUGCCAAAUGGAAGCCUUGACGACUACUUGUUCAAUAAAAACAAGCUAAAAGACCUCACUUGGUCACAGAGAUUGAACAUAAUCAAGGGAGUAGCAUCUGCACUUCUGUAUCUUCAUGAAGAGUGGGAACAAGUUGUACUACACAGAGAUAUCAAAGCUAGCAACAUUCUUCUAGAUGCUGAUCUAAAUGGAAGGUUGGGAGAUUUUGGGCUUGCAAGAUUCCAUGAUCGUGGCGAGAAUCUUGAAGCCACACGUGUGGUAGGAACCAUUGGCUACAUGGCACCAGAGCUUACAGCAAUGGGAGUGGCCACAACAAAAACCGAUGUCUAUGCCUUUGGAUCUUUCAUUCUUGAGGUGGUCUGUGGAAGGAGACCAGUAGACCCUGAGAGACCACUUGAGCAGAUGAUCUUACUUAAGUGGGUUGCUAGUUGCGGAAGCAGAGGCGCGUUAUUGCAUACUGUUGACAGUAAGCUAGAAGGAGACUAUAAAGCUGAGGAGGCCACAGUGCUUUUGAAGCUAGGCAUGCUUUGUUCACAGAGUAACCCAGAAAACAGACCUAGUAUGAGACAAAUGAUACACUAUCUGGAAGGAAACGCCAAUAUUCCAGACAUAGCAUUUGAUACAGCUGGAUUUGGUAUGCCCAAUAUAAGCAAUGAAAAGGUAACACAAAUGACAGCCACCUCCUCAUCAGCUAAUUUCUCAUUUGAAGAUGUUACAAUCCUAUAUGGCGGUCGUUGA